GUUAAAAUAACGAAUCGGUUCGAUUGUUCGCAGAUCUUCGGUAGCAAGGCGGACCUGCAGCUCCACACGCAGAUCCACAUGCGCGAGGCGAAGCCGUACAAAUGCACCCAGUGCUCGAAGGCGUUCGCGAACUCCUCGUACCUGUCCCAGCACACCAGGAUCCACCUGGGCAUCAAGCCGUACCGCUGCGAGAUUUGCCAGCGGAAGUUCACCCAACUGAGCCACCUACAGCAGCACAUCCGCACGCACACCGGUGACAAACCGUACAAGUGCCGGCAUCCAGGCUGCACCAAGGCGUUCAGCCAGCUGAGCAACUUGCAGAGCCACUCCCGCUGUCACCAGACCGACAAGCCGUACAAGUGUAACUCUUGCUACAAGUGCUUCUCCGACGAGCCCAGCUUGCUCGAGCACAUACCGAAGCACAAGGAAUCGAAGCACCUUAAGACGCACAUCUGCCAGUACUGCGGCAAGAGUUACACCCAGGAGACGUAUCUGGCCAAGCACAUGCAACACGCGGAGAGGACGGACAAGAGACCUCCCAUCAUCGCGGGGCUCAGGCCGUCGAUCCACGCGAUGGCGGCCCAUCAUCAGGACCACUACUGGCCGAAAGUGAGCCCGGACUCGGUGAUCAGCGAUCUUCACGACCGGUUGCCCCAUCACCACACCGACUACCAUCAGAACCAGAAUCCGGAGAUGCUGUUGCCCGGCCACGGCCACCGUGGCGAGUCGAUCGAGAACGAUUCGAGGCAACAGACGCCCCAGCCGGGCGCCAAUCAUCACCCGAACAGCAGCUCGGCGUUCACGCCGAUCUCCUCCAUCUCGAUAAACUCGAUCUCCUCCAUGCAACACCCGUUGAACCCCCUCAACCACCUUCACUACCCGGCCAGCCAUCAUCCAGCCUCGAGGCCCUACCUCUACGAGGCGUUCAACUCGACGCAGAAAUCCUCCCCAGCGUCCUCGUCGUCCGGGGUCACGUCCGGCACGACCACCAAUCAGAACGCGACCUCGUUCCCCAAUCAGUUGAUCAGCCUCCACCAGAUCAGGAACUACGCGCAUCAACCUAACCUCGGCAACCUAGGCAAUUUAGGGAACCUGGGCAAUCUGAGCAAUCUGAGCAAUCUGAGCGCGACGAUGGAGAGCCACGCUCUCCUAGGCGGACUCAAGGAGAAGCAGUAACUCCGGCUGGUCUUGGAGAUUAGGAACAAAAAGAAAAGAGAAGAAGAGAGAAGAAAAGAAAAAAAAGAAAAAAAUCUAUAUAUCGCUAUUUCUCCUCGAUUUCUUUUUUUCUUUUUAUCGUACACAGCGUACGAUAAACUUGUGGUGUUCCAUGUUUCCCGCGUCCUGUCGUUCCACCCCCCCCCUCCCCCCCAACGAAGUUUUUCAAGAGAAAAACCCCGCGCCAAAUCCAAGAGGGGGCUCAGAACUCGAACGACGCGUCACACAAUUUUUUCUUUCUCUCAUCCGCCGAUAGACGCGUCGAUCGAAUUCGCCGCUCCUAAAUUCGCCCGCGUCUCUCUUCCCUCCACUUUUGUGUGAAAAGAAAAAAUUUCCGUAGAAAAUUCUGUGACCA
Messenger RNA from Apis florea (little honeybee), 1570 nucleotides. RefSeq lists its product as uncharacterized. Gene Ontology annotation, molecular function: DNA-binding transcription factor activity, RNA polymerase II-specific. Gene Ontology annotation, biological process: regulation of transcription by RNA polymerase II. The record is from RefSeq and is a predicted model, not a curated record. Lineage: Eukaryota; Metazoa; Arthropoda; Insecta; Hymenoptera; Apidae. Gene Ontology annotation, cellular component: nucleus.